UAAAAAAGCCAGAAAAAAUAUGUGGAAACAUCGCAUUCGAAAGCAAUGAUAACUUUCAGCAACAACCCCUUUUUGGAAUGACGGGAUUUUUCGAAGCGGGAAAGAACAUCUAUGGCACAACAAAAUAUUAUGGCAACAAAGUAAUCUUAGCGGAACCAAAACAAUUUAAAGAUACUAUUGAACUUUCGUGAAAAUCGGUUGUAACAAAUGUCAAUUUACGGAAAUAUAUUGUUUUACAAGAGCACAGGCUCUCACGAGGAGAAUACAAUGAUAUUCUAUUCUCCUCUUAAAUUAUGAAAUCUAGACGCACCCAAAAGUCUACAAAACCCCGUUUACAAGACCCCAAACUCGCUGAUAAGGGGCACAAGUCAGCCUCGAAAAGCCAUGCCAAACCACCAUGUGAAUCGUAUCCUGCCCAAAAAAAGCCUUUCACUGGGAAACUAUUCUACUUAGAUUUGCCAUCGAACAGAAGGGCAGAGACAUUAGAGAAUGAUAUCAAAAGGUUUGGAGGGACGGUGGAGAAGUUCUUCAGCAAGGAGAUCAAGUACCUGGUGUCUAAUAAGAGAGAGGCCAGGUAUGUGCAGUGUCAUGGCCGCGACCCUCUUGUCCCAAGCCCUGACUCUGGGCACAGCUCCCCCCACCCUCGCCCCCAUCCCGGCAGCCACAGAGACAGCCUCAAAGGAAGCUCCCAGGGCCAGGGAGACAUGGUGGUCAUAAGCAGGGGCAAGUCUUUUGUGAAGAGAGUUGUAAAAGAGCAGGUGAGAAUACAUGUCAACGAGAUCCUGUCCAAUGCUCUGGAGUGGGGAGUGAAAAUCCUGUACAUUGAUGAUGUAAUAGCUUAUAUGGAAAAGAAGAAAAGGAAUGUUAAGUAUACUGCUGAAAAGCCAACCGCAACCACAGCUGCUGUCAAGAAAAGUGCCAAAGGAGAACCUAUAGGAAAACCAGCCUUCCAGAAGUAUAAGGGUGGAAGGAUCCGUAAACCCUUUGUAAAGGUAGUGGACUCCAGCAGACAUUACCGUCCAAUUUAUCUGGCCAUGCCGAACAUGCCAGAGUUUAACCUAACGUCAGCUCCCCCCUGCAGUCCAUUCUAUGUAGAGGACCAGGAACACUCUGGGAAGAGACCUAAAGAGCACAGGAACCGAGGGGCGAGAGUGUCAGCCAGUGAGGAGAGGGGGCAGGACCGGGCCAGGAGGAACAGGAAGAAGAAACGUGGAGGCUACUGCGAGUGCUGCACGCUCAAAUACAACAACAUCAAAGCUCACCUGCGGAGUGAGCAGCACAAGGCCUUCUCCAGAAGUGAUGAGUACCUGGUGGUGGACAGGCUCAUCACCACACUGCCCUUCAACUUCAGUCACGUCAAAACAACACAAACUCCAACCACAAGGUCAAAGUACAGCAUAACCUCCCUGUUGUGUGUUCCUGGACCCAGCAUACAGAUGGAGGGAGGUGUGGAAACCAAAGAGCUGAAGGGGGGAUUAAUGUCCCUCUGGUCUACUCCAGUGGAGCCCCCUCUCUCCCAGAGUGUGGAAAACCCCUUGGAACAGCCUCGGAAGCGCAGCCGAGGAGCCCCUGUUCCCCACAGCACCAGCGAGGGGGAGAAGAGGUGCUCUUACGUCCCAGACAGACCCCAGCCCAAGCACAGAUCCCUGUCCUGCAAACAACGCUGCCAACAGGGAUCCCCCCCGCAAGCACCCCCAGAGGGCUGGGCUGAGUCAGACACCUGUGUCUAAUGCAGAAAUAGACCCUUCUACCCUUGACUCUGUCGCUAACCCCAGACUUUCCCAUCAGGGCCAGAGAACUCACACAGACAAAGAUGGCCGCUCUUCAUUUAGUCACACAGAGGAUUUACAAUGUGGCGAUCCAGCUGGACGUGUGAAGGUCCCUUCCAGUCAGCACAAGGUUGCAGGGCCUUCAGAACACCACAAGCUCAGAGCUUUAGAGGAGAGGGAACUGAGUCAUGAUACGUUGGCUGGGGAUACUCUUCCCAGGAAUACUGGGGGUGUUCCGGAGCUCGAGGCAGGUGACACGGAGACACACACCCCUCCUCCUGCCAGGAUGUUACAGAGGAGGGUCAGGGAUUACAGACGGAAGAGAAGGAAAGUUGAGAAGCAGCGGACUGCUCAGGAGCAGGAAAAAACUAGCAAUGUUCCCAGCAGCUCUCUGCUGAACCUCUGGCAGUUGUUCCACUCCAGUGAGGACAUGGAGUGUGAGUUCAGAGGCUUUCCCAGCUGUUCCACUCCAGUGAGGACAUGGAGUGUGAGUUCAGAGGCUUUCCCAGCUGUUCCACUCCAGUGAGGACAUGGAGUGUGAGUUCAGAGGCUUUCCCAGCUGUUCCACUCCAGUGAGGACAUGGAGUGUGAGUUCAGAGGCUUUCCCAGCUGUUCCACUCCAGUGAGGACAUGGAGUGUGAGUUCAGAGGCUCUCCCAGCUGUUUGACUCCAGUGAGGACAUAGACUGGGAGUUCCAGGCCUUCCCCAGCUAGAGAGGGAGGGGAGGGGGGGUGACCCAGAAUCUUCCCAAUAUGAGCGCUAACCUGUUACGGACUCCGUACGCACUUAUUGUAUGACAGUUUCAUUGAGUGACAUAGCAGAUCUAUAUGUGAACCCAUUGACUGUGGCUCUUUAAACCUAUGACUUCUAUAAAGGGAAUAGUUCCCUUCAGGUUGGGAGGGUGCUGGCGCGACACUGUUGUGUUGAUUUAUGGCAGCUUCUAGUCUACCUGGCUAUUUUACAAUGACUGGUUUUAUCUGGAGAACAGGCUGAAGCACUAUCCCCAGUUCUGUACAACGCCUGCAUGUGUUCUGGUGUCCAGAGGAACUGCAUGGUUGUGUUUUUGGUAUGUGGUAUUGUACUUUUUUUUUUUAUUAAAAGGGAUACAAACGAA
This is a messenger RNA of Oncorhynchus gorbuscha (pink salmon), 2883 nucleotides long. Its product is annotated as protein DBF4 homolog A-like. The record is from RefSeq and is a predicted model, not a curated record. Lineage: Eukaryota; Metazoa; Chordata; Actinopteri; Salmoniformes; Salmonidae. Gene Ontology annotation, biological process: positive regulation of nuclear cell cycle DNA replication; regulation of cell cycle phase transition. The coding region runs from base 294 to 1730 and encodes 478 amino acids. Gene Ontology annotation, molecular function: nucleic acid binding; protein serine/threonine kinase activator activity; zinc ion binding. The transcript has 13 exons. Gene Ontology annotation, cellular component: Dbf4-dependent protein kinase complex; nucleus.